This is a messenger RNA of Magnusiomyces paraingens, 1140 nucleotides long. RefSeq lists its product as uncharacterized. Lineage: Eukaryota; Fungi; Ascomycota; Dipodascomycetes; Dipodascales; Dipodascaceae. Gene Ontology annotation, molecular function: protein-folding chaperone binding. Gene Ontology annotation, biological process: translational initiation. The transcript has a single exon. Gene Ontology annotation, cellular component: cytosol. The record is from RefSeq and is a predicted model, not a curated record. Bases 1 to 1140 code for a protein of 379 amino acids.
AUGUCUCGGCAUACAGCUCUCUACAGCAUUUUAAACCUAGAUCCUGAUGCAUCUCAGGAUGACAUCAAACGCGCAUACAAGAAUUUAGUCCGAAUCUAUCAUCCAGACAGAAAUGCAAAUCCGUCUUCUCAUGAGCAGUUUAUUCGAAUCCGCGAUGCAUACCAUACUUUGUACAAUCUUGACACCCGAGCACUUUACGAUCUGUAUGGCCGAAUUGUUGAACCCCCUCUUCGUGGAAAUGAUGAUGAACGAGAAAGUAAUAAUAGACCUUUAUAUAAUGAAACUCCAACAGUACCAACAUCAGAAACUCGAAGACCAAGUACACAGUACUCUUAUACAUUUAACACUUCAAGAGAGCCUAGAGGGUCCAAUGUUGGAGAUUCACCAAGAAGCUCUACUAGCUACAGUUAUACCUUUUCUCAAGGAGAAGGUAGCACAUAUGACCCACGGCCAAAUUCCUUUUGUCGCUCAGAAACAUUUUCCCAUAGCGGGUCAAGCACAUCAAGCACAUCUUCAGGCCAGAAUUCGCCAGCUAGCAAUCCGAAUGCUAAUCAAAAUACCAACACCAGCACAUCUUCAACAAAUACACAGUUCCGUGUGGUACUCAGGCUUUCCAUUGUAGAUGUAUAUAAUGGAUGCACGCGUAUCGAACAAGUUGAACGACGCGACCACCGAGGUCAAAUAGCCCAGUAUCCGUUUCGUAUCGAAAUUAAGCCUGGUACUAAGUCUGGAACAACAGUGACUUUCCCUCAGUCUGGUAGUUAUAAUUCGGCGACAGGCACGUGGCAAGACCUUGUUUUUGUAUGCGCUGAAGACGAUGGUGGACCAACAGCAAUAUUUUCACGCCAGGACUACGAUCUUCAUAUGAAUUUUGUGGUUUCUCUGCGAGCUGCCAUGACUGGAAUUGACCGAGAGAUUGUGUUACCUGGUGGUAAAAAGCACAAGGUUAAGGUAGACACUCCGGUACAGACAGGACACAAGGUUGUGUACCCUGGGCUUGGUUUUGUCAACGGGCCACUUAUGCGGGCGCAACAAACGACCGAGGAGUUGCGCGGGAAUCUGAUUGUGCAUUUUAAAGUCAAGAAACCCAGCGAGCUGACUCCUGCGCAGCGCAAGGCUAUUGAAAAGCAUUUCAAUUAA